AUGAUCCGAUUAGGAACCGAUGAUAUUGGGAGCCUCGUUACUGAUCUGGAGGAUCUACAAGAACCGCCAGAAGAAGAGAUUGUAUUUGAGUCUGAAACGCCUCAAAUAGCAAAAGUCACUCGAUCUUGGCAAACGUCUGCGCAAGCUACAAUGUCAGGGCUGAACCUUUCUCAGGUUCCAAAGAAACCAAGAGAAUGGCCUUCGAGCAGGAGUGGCAGUUCUACGAAUAAGAACAAGAAUCGAGUUGCGACAAGACGCAAGCAUCGAGAGAGGGAAAUGAAACCGUUAAAGGACAAAUUGAAGUCUGAUAUUCGUACCAAAGAGGGAAGUCGCAGUACUAAAGACAGUAAAGCUAUCCUUGAAACACAGCACAAUCUAUGUUUCCAACAGAUUGGGAAUGAGAUGAAAGCAGAUUAUGAAGAGCACGACGCUAUUCUGAUCGCUCGUUGCAUGAUGCAGAUCAAGGCAAAGUUUGAUACUGAUGAAGGUCUGAACUUCAUUCAACAGUGUUAG
Messenger RNA from Cylindrotheca closterium, 513 nucleotides. The record is from the annotation of a GenBank genome assembly. Lineage: Eukaryota; Bacillariophyta; Bacillariophyceae; Bacillariales; Bacillariaceae.